CCUCUCAUCAGCUGUGGGUCUCUUUCAUACCCAAAACAAAAGCAACGGACGGAACACCGUCGAUUUAAUUCACCACAAAUGCAAAGCAACGUUCAUAAUAACGACACUGCGCGUUCUUGUGACGCGGUGUAUCGCAUAUGUUUUUCCUGAAACGCGUGUGUUCUCCGUGGGUACCAGGUGGCACGCAGCGGAUAUGGAGCUCUUUCUAAAUAUUAACAAGACAUGAACGCGGCUGGAUCCAGACCGACGCGUCGUACGCACGGAUACGCACCGACAUUGCGAAGUGUAUAUCGUUCGCGUCUGAUGUCGUGGCGGGUUCGGGGAGGUUUUGUCAACUUGUGGUGCCGUUGAGACGGGUAGUUUGGUUUGGGAGGAACACGCGCAACCCGAAGCCUGCGUGAGCGCGCUGAAUCCCGCUUUGAAUCGCGUACGGAGGCCCGGGGGCCUCGGCUGCGCGCAUCAGCAUCAUAUUGUUUCUAGGUGCGGGUACUUGUGGACUGAAAUUUAUCCUCAGAUUUGUUUUCAUGGUACCAUUCUUCAUUGAUUUAUGCCCUCUGGUAUAUCUCCCAUUGACCAACCCCAGUGUGGAAGGUUUCCUGGACCACAAGGCAAAAUGGAGAUCAGGUUCCUUCUAUCUCCAAUCUAAUUGUUAUCCUCUUUUCGGUUUUUACAAAUGGACAGGAGCAAACCAGCCUGCAUUUACCGAAAUGAAGGAAUAAUGCAAGUAGCAGGUGAUGUACAAUUUUUUCUGAUACCGAGACGUUUUUACGUUAAAAAUUGCAACACCAUGAUAGGAUUCCUUUGAGACUUUAAAUAUGGACCUUUAAGAGAUCUGGCCCUUUGAGUUGGGUUUUUCUGGAUUACAUGCUUAAAAAACUCAACAGGGUUGGGUAUUUGGAAGCAGAGAGAUCAUACUUUGAUGCCGAACACCACUUUUAGGAAUUUAGUGAAGGAGAAGAUCUCUGCUUACUAGGGCAGUGACUGGGUUUGUUGGCCCUUCUUGUGCCUGAACCCAAAUCUCAAACCCCACCUCCCAUUUGGAACCCAUUUCUUGACCCCAUCUCUGCCCGACAUCCACCAUUCGCCCCUCGCUGGCCACGGCAGUCCUCCCUCCCCGCUCCCGUCCCCACCCUCCUCCUCCUCAUCACCCAACCCCGUCCCCUCACCACACUACCCACCACCCCUCUACCCAGGUCACCAUGGCUACCGGCACGACCACGACUGCCCGCGAACAUCUCCUAGUGGUGCGGAGGCGUAGCCCGCAUAUGCGCUACACGCUGAGCCCCGAAAACCUCCGCAGCCUCUCGGCUCAGGGCGGUUCAGGAAGUGGGGGAAGCUCUAGAGGAGGAGGGCCAGAGCCAAUGGGCCUGCAACGGGCCAACAGCGACACCGACCUGGUGACUUCGGAUAGCCGUUCCUCUCUUACAGCCUCAACGUACCAGUUCACGCUUGGGCGAGGACAAAACCUGGUCAUCUCCUGGGAUAUCAAGGAGGAAGUGGAUGCCACUGACUGGAUCGGGCUGUACCAUAUUGAUGAGACGUGUCCAUCGAACGUCUGGGAUUCGAAGAACCGUGGCGUUAAUGGCACUCAGAGGGGCCAGAUCGUCUGGAGGUUAGAGACUGGGCCAUACUUCAUGGAACCUGAGACCAAGAUCUGUUUCAAAUAUUAUCAUGGAGUGAGCGGGGCACUGAGGGCAACAACACCGUGCAUUACAGUAAAAAACCCAGGAGUUACAGCCGGUGCAGAAGGGCAGCUGGAUGGACAAUCUGUAACAGAACACUGCAGAAAAUUGGUCAGCUUUACUUUGUCAGAUAUCAGGGCUCAGGGUCUGAAGAAAGGAAUGUUUUUUAAUCCAGACCCGUAUUUAAAGAUGAGCAUCCAGCCAGGCAAGAGAAACGGCUUUCCAACGUUUACCCACCACGGCCAGGAGAGACGAACCUCCAUCAUUUCCAACACCACCAACCCGAUGUGGCACGGCGAGAAGUACACAUUUGUUGCAUUGAUGACGGACGUUUUGGAAAUUGAGGUCAAGGACAAAUUUGCCAAAAGUCGCCCGAUCAUCAAGCGCUUUUUGGGUCAGCUUACAAUUCCAGUUCAAAGACUGCUGGAGAGGCACGGGGCAGGGGAUCAAUAUGUAAGUUACACACUUUGUCAACGUCUCCCGACUGAACACGUGAGUGGGGAACUUCAGUUCAAGGUGGAGAUCACAUCUAAUGGACAUGAAGAUGCUAUCGGUUCCCUGCUUGGAGCCUCCUCUAUGAACGGAGAUCCCGGGAGCCCAUCAGACGACGAGGACGUGUUGCAUCCCGUCUCCGGCGUGCCCAGAGGCCCCUCACCCACCGGCUCCGAGGGGUCCCUGCACGGUGAUGCCUUCAGAACCGAUGAGUGCACAAUGGACCCAGAUGAAGAUCGUCUCUUUAGAGAAGGUCUCCCAGAUCCGACCGAAGCAACCCAGAGUCACGCUCACAGACAAGUUUCGCUCAACGACUACCUGGAUGCCAUCGAGGCCCCCAAGGGCCCCGGAGACAGACCUCUUGGAGCCGCGUCCCCUAAGCUACGCUCGAGUUUCCCCACAGACACUCGGCUCAAUGCCAUGCUUCAUAUAGACUCUGAUGAAGACGAGGAAGGACACGCCUCCCGGGAGGCGUCGCUGACCAAUGGGGCCCAAGGAUCGCAAAGACACGCCUCCUCUGAACAGGACAAAGGGGUGGGUCGUGUCAAAGACAGAGAAAAAGUUGAGUCAGAAGGAACGAGCAGCGCCACAGACACAGAGGCGACUGCUUCGGGUUCGAGUAGUAGCACCGCAAUGAGCCAAAAUGGAGGUGCGGAGCGAAGCCACGACUCGACCCAAACCGCUGCCAGAUUGCAGCCAGCUGCCAUAACACAGGAUGAGGAGGGAGUUGCGUCAUCAGAGGCCACAGCAUCUGAGAACUUAGCUAAUGAAGGGGGCGGAGCCACUGCAGUCAAGCAAUCAGAGCAGGGGAACGCCAAUGAGGAGGAAGUAAAUGGAGAAAUCUGGAGGAGGCGGAGUCUGCAGGCCUCGGGUAACGCAUCACAGGCUGAAGGUGUGGAAUCAAGCAAUGAAGUGAGGAGGGCAGGUGAUUCGCCACAGGCUGCCAUGGCAACAGACACAGAGACGGGUGCCAGUGCUCAAGUGAACGGCCAUCAGCCGGUGAGAUCGCUUCCUUCAGUGCGCCAUGACAUCAGUCGGUACCAGAGAGUGGAUGAACCACUUCCACCCAACUGGGAAGCUCGGAUCGACAGUCACGGGAGGAUUUUUUACGUCGAUCACGUGAACCGAACGACCACCUGGCAGCGUCCGACAGCCCCACCUGCACCUCAGGUCCUUCAGAGAUCCAACUCCAUUCAGCAGAUGGAGCAGCUUAACCGCAGGUAUCAGAGUAUUCGGAGGACAAUAACCAAUGAGAGGACAGAUGAACAGGCUGUAGAGAUGCCUUCAGAUGAAACUGACCUAAUGCAUCAAUCCAUACCCGAAUACCGGCGUGAUGGUAUGGUUGGACCCGCAAGCUCUCAUUCGCGUCUGUCUCUGCUGCUUCAGUCACCCAGCGCCAAGUUUCUCACCAGCCCAGAUUUCUUCACUGUACUGCAUUCCAACCCUAGUGCCUACCGCAUGUUUACAAGUAACACGUGUCUGAAGCACAUGAUCAGUAAAGUGAGACGGGACACGCAUCACUUUGAACGCUACCAGCACAAUCGAGAUCUGGUGGCCUUUCUCAACAUGUUCGCCAACAAACAGCUGGAUCUGCCACGAGGCUGGGAAAUGAAACAUGAUCACACAGGCAAGCCUUUCUUCGUGGACCAUAACUGCAGGGCCACCACCUUCAUAGACCCCCGUCUGCCACUGCAGAGCGCUCGACCCAGCAGCCUUCUGGCCCACCGGCAACACCUCAGCCGUCAGCGCAGCCACAGUGCAGGAGAGGUCGGCGAUGACCCUCGACAUGCUGGCUCUGCCGUACUGCCACGCCCCUCCAACAACUUCUCAACCAAUCGCAACCAGUGUCAAGAUAUAGUUCCUGUUGCCUAUAAUGAUAAAAUAGUAGCAUUUUUGCGCCAGCCAAACAUUUUUGACAUCCUGCAGGAAAGACAGCCUGAGCUCAUGAGGAAUCAUUCACUCAGGGAGAAAGUUCAGUUCAUCCGUAAUGAAGGGGUGUCUGGUUUAGCUCGACUUUCAAGUGAUGCGGACCUGGUGAUUUUACUCAGUUUGUUUGAAGAGGAAGUGAUGUCAUAUGUUCCGCCUCAUGCCUUACUGCACCCUGGCUACUGUCAAUCACCACGAGGGUCUCCAGUCCCCUCCCCUCAGAAUUCUCCUGGAACACAGCGAGCCAAUGCACGCGCUCCCGCACCGUACAAACGAGACUUCGAAGCCAAACUCAGAAAUUUCUAUCGCAAACUGGAGACUAAAGGUUACGGACAGGGACCGGGCAAAGUCAAGUUGAUAAUCCGCAGAGAUCACCUACUGGAGGACGCCUUCAAUCAGAUCAUGUGCUACUCACGCAAAGAUCUACAAAGAAGUAAACUUUAUGUCAGCUUCGUUGGAGAGGAGGGACUGGACUACAGCGGCCCAUCGCGCGAGUUUUUCUUUCUGGUGUCGCGGGAGCUUUUCAACCCGUACUACGGCCUGUUCGAGUAUUCGGCCAAUGACACCUACACCGUUCAGAUCAGUCCUAUGUCUGCCUUUGUGGACAACCACCAUGAGUGGUUUCGGUUUAGCGGGCGUAUUCUGGGUCUGGCUCUUAUCCAUCAAUAUCUGCUGGAUGCCUUUUUCACACGACCCUUCUACAAAGGUCUCCUGCGAAUUCCGUGUGAUCUUAGUGAUCUGGAGUAUCUUGAUGAAGAGUUUCAUCAGAGUUUGCAGUGGAUGAAGGACAAUGAUAUCGAGGACAUGCUGGACCUCACCUUCACCGUCAAUGAGGAGGUGUUUGGACAGAUCACAGAGCGCGAGCUGAAGCCGGGUGGCGCUAAUAUCCCCGUGUCUGAGAAGAAUAAGAAGGAGUACAUUGAGCGAAUGGUGAAGUGGCGUAUCGAGAGAGGCGUCGUUCAACAGACCGAGAGUCUCGUCCGUGGAUUUUAUGAGGUUGUUGAUGCGCGACUCGUCUCCGUGUUCGAUGCACGUGAGCUGGAGCUGGUGAUCGCUGGGACGGCCGAGAUCGAUCUGUCAGACUGGAGAAGCAACACAGAAUACAGGGGAGGUUACCAUGACAGCCACAUUGUGAUUCGCUGGUUCUGGGCGGCAGUUCAGCGAUUCAACAAUGAACAGAGACUCAGACUCCUUCAAUUUGUGACAGGGACGUCCAGCAUUCCUUACGAGGGCUUUGCUUCGCUCCGAGGCAGCAAUGGACCUCGCCGCUUCUGCGUAGAGAAGUGGGGGAAAAUUACCUCUCUGCCCAGAGCUCACACGUGUUUCAAUCGUCUUGAUCUUCCCCCAUAUCCCUCGUUCUCUAUGCUGUAUGAGAAGAUGCUGACCGCAGUAGAGGAGACCAGCACAUUCGGCUUGGAGUGAAUGUUCACUUUAGCACUUUGGCUUGAUCUAAUAGAUUCUCCAUCUGGGACGAGACGAGUCUACUCUGAGACGAGACGAGACAACUCUGGAACAGAAGAGUCAAACCGGUUUGGUAGAAGCAAGUGUGAAUGUAAACCUGGACGUAUGUGAACUCAAACUCAAGGAAGUGGACAGAUAAGUGCAAAGUGGAGUUACUGAAAAUAGUUCAAAUGUUUCAAAUCCAAAGGACUUUGUUAUAUCUGUACAGACAAAGACUUUUUUACGCACCAUCGAUAAACAGCGCGAAUGGACGAAUACGGUUUUGUUUUACACUUUGCCUGUUUCUGAUCGCCUCACAUGCAAGAUAUGAUAUUCAACAUCGUUUUAGUCUUCAUCAUUUACAGAUACACUUAAUAUUCAAAUGUAUUUUUACUUUUUAUCAUGUUUGUUUGUCUCACGCGUUUUGGUGUGAUGUUCAAAUUAAUCACGCGUAUACUCGUGAACGUGUGAAGGGCAUGUUACACAAAAGUAGGCCCUGUCCCAAAUGAUGCACUUCAUGUCGACUUUUGGUCUCGUGGCCUUAAAUUGCGCAUGCUCGCUUAGUCUACGAGUCCAUAGGGUGUCCCAUUUGUCAUUUUUACGCUUCGAAGUGUGCUCAUCAGCGCCCCCUAUGCACCCUUGAUGCGGUCCUCCCCGAAGCCCGCACUGCUGAAGGCUCCACACACUUUACCAACCCAGAAGUCCUUGCGAAAGAGCAAUGAGAAGACGGAUGGACGUUUUCUCUUCCUAUUUCCAGCGUGACGCUCGAGUCUGUCCAAAAAUACGACUCCGGUGCACCCUCGUGGACUCGUGUCAAAGGUCCCUAAGGCAUGCACUCCAUGAUGUCAUCAAAGUGUGCACUCUGAGGAAGUCCAAAGUCCGGAGUGUACCAUUUGGGACAGGCAAUUAUUCGCACUUAAACAUGAAUGUGACCACUAUGUGCAAAUGUUUGGUUUCUCCUCCAACCUUGGCCUUCCUAAAUCUAGAAGUAUAGACCCGUUUUUAUGCAUACGCGAGGGUCCUCGUACAGUACUGUACGUGCACUGCCCCAUUUUUGUUAUCGUGCAUACUUUGUACGCGUAGGUCGCGUAUGCGCUUACAGGAGAAUGUAGUAUGUAGCCCAGGAGAUGCAUUCCAUUUUGACGCAAUGCGCAUGCGUUAAAAGUCUACAUUACAUGUACAUGUACGAGUAAAAUCAACUAUGCGUUCAAUCGUGCACGUACACGUAAAAAAAAAAAAAACUAUACACCAGGCAUAAGAAACCUCAGUCUGAUGAAUCACAAAGCUAUCAAAAGUCAUGGGAUGAGAAACAUGAAAUUAAAAUGUACUCUAUUUACUUUGUCAUAACUUUAUAGCUUUAUUGAGAUGACAUGAAUGUUUUUCAAAGCUUUCAUGAAUGUUUUUCACUCUUUGUCACUCAUUUAAUCUAAAUACAAACAUGCUUUCAUGAAUCAGUCAAUGACUAUCAAUACACCCCCCCCCAAAAAAAAAAAAAAACCCAUAUCAAUACAUUCCAGACUUUUCCAUUUAGAUUAAAUCUACUCAAUCUUUUAUGAAACACUGCCAUGAUUGUGGGAUGCUGGAUCGUACACUUGUUCUGGAUGUUUUAUAUAUGUCUCGGUAUCGCUUCCAGUAAAAACUGGCGUAGUUUAAACUGCCAUGGGGCAUCAAAUUUUAGAAAAGCAACAGAAAAAAACUUCAGCAUAUCAUGUUCUGGCUGAUUCGAUUAUAACUGUGCUGAUAUUUGUGCAGAAUGAGCCAAAGGGCUGGCAUGGACUGUCCAAAUGCCCAUUUUGUCCAUGUUUUACAGAGGUGUAAAGUAGUGAAGUAUUUUUUACUAAACUCAAAUACACGUGUAGGUUAUUAAAGUUUUUUUUUUCUUUGACAAACUUUUACGUUACUACUUUUUGGUGGAUAAUAUUGUACUUUUUAAUCCACUACAUUUUAUAAAUACAUUUAUUUUUACCUUUAAUACUUAAGAGGACUAUCUUAUCUAUACUUUACAUGAGUAAAAGCAAGAAAGUAAUAGCUUUUGAAUGUAAUUAAGUAUUAAAGCCACAAUAUGUAGAAUUUUCACCACUAGAGGUCACUAUUACACAAUAACAAAGGUGAAGCUUAAUGAUGUCAUUGGAAUGAUGGGAGAUGUUGGCUCCAUCCGAAAUCGCAUUCUGUGACAGUAGGUACACUGCAAAAAAUGACUUUCUUACUUAGUAUUUUUGUCUUGUUUUCAGUUAAAAUAUCUAAAAAUUCUUAAAUUAAGAUGCAUUUUCUUGAUGAGCAAAAAGAAAUAAGUCUAUAGCUUUUAGACGAAAAAUAUAAAAAUCUAAGCGAAUUUGUGCUCAAAACAAGCCAAAAAAAAUCUGCCAAUGGAAUAAGAAAAAUAUUCUUGAAUUAAGUGUUUAUGAAAAAAGUAAACUUAUUUCAAGAAAAUUUUGCUUGUUUUAAGCACUGAUUUACUUAAAGUUUAUAUUUUUUGUCUAAAAACUAGACUUAUUUUCUUAGGUUAUUUUGCUCAUCUGAAAAAGCAUCUUGAUUUAAGAAUUUGUUGAUAUUUUUACUGAAAACAAGACAAAAAUAAAAAGUAAGAAAGUCAUUUUUUGCAGUGUACUGAACUGCACUGCAAAAAAAUUAUUUUCAAAAAAAAAUUCUUAGUAUUUUUGUCUUGUUUUCAGUAAAAAUAUCUAAAAAUUCUUAAAUUAAGAUGCUUUUUCUUGAUGAGCAAAACGACCCAAGAAAAUAAGUCUAGUUUUUAGAUCAAAAAUAAAAAGUGAUUUUGUGCAUAAAACAAGCAAAUUUAAUUUUUUAUUGAAUUUAAUGUUUAAGAACGAUUACAAGGGAUGAGCCAUUACACUGAAAAAAUUAUUAAUUGAUUUUAAUCAAUUUUUUUAAGUGGUUGCAAUCAAUUUAUUUAAGCUACAUUUAAACAAAAGUUUUAUAUUUUAUUUUACGUUACUAAUCUUUUUUGUUUAAAUGUAGCUUAAAUAAAUUGAUUGCAACCACUUACCUUAAAAAAAUUGAUUAAAUUCAAUGAAUAAUUUUUUUCAGUGUAUUUAAAACAGGAAUUUCUCUGGAUUGACACAUUUUUGGGAACUUUGGGGAUAAUGUAAGUGGUACACAACUGGUUUUUGGAUAUUUUAUCACAAAAAUCUUACAUAUUGUGGCUUUAAAUUAAAAUUUAAUGUGAAAUGAAGUGGAGUAUAAAGCAAGUACAUUUUUCAAGUAUCUGUAUAGAGUUCAAAUGAUUUCUCUACUUUACACAUCUGGUGUUUUAUUUGAUAAAAACUGGGACAUUUUUAGCAUUAAAUAUUUUUUAGGUUUGUUUACAAUCUUGUUUUACUCUAAAAGAAUAAUUAGAAAAAGAAAACCCAAAAUGUUGCCUAAAGACACAAUUUUAUGGUUGAUGUGGCUGCAGGAUUUGUUAUUUGUUAUUUAUUUAGCAAAUUAAUAGGGUCAUUUGUGACCCUCAUUUGUGUGGACCUUUUUAGGUUUAUGCCAAACGUCAUUGUUCUCAGGUCUCAAACCCAAAGUUGGUGCCAUGUUUGAUUAACGGGAAGCGGGAAUGAGAUUUGAGAGCUAUGGGAACCGGGAACAUAAAGUUGGAUAUACUUAAAAAAAACAUUUCAAACUGGUAACACCUAAAAAUGUAAGCUUGAUCAACUUACAUUUUUCACUUGAAGUGAGAAAAUUUAAGUUGAAAAAAAAUCUGCUUUUUAGUGGUUAAGUAAAAUGUUUAAAUUAAUCCAACGUUCACUUUUUACAGUGGUACAAGUACAAAAAGCAAUGUUAUGUACUUCUAUAGUGCCCUGUCCUCAUUUAACUCCCUUGCAACACCUCAGAGAUAUUACUGUAAAUGAUUUAGUUUAUCCAUGCAAGUGAGUAAAUAAUCUGGUGUUUUAACAUGAGAUUAAGUAAAUGAUCAAACAAUUUGUAUUAUUUUUUCUAACUAUAGUACCCUUAAAGUUAACUUGCCUUUCUUCUGUACAC
This is a messenger RNA of Misgurnus anguillicaudatus (oriental weatherfish), 9524 nucleotides long. NCBI's taxonomy places the organism in Eukaryota, Metazoa, Chordata, Actinopteri, Cypriniformes, Cobitidae. The record is from RefSeq and is a predicted model, not a curated record.